GUCAACCCCUUACUAAAAUGUAUUCAACCGAUCUUUCGACAUAAAAAGCAUAGACCAUUUAAAAAUAACAACAGAGUAUUUCAGUGUCAAUCGACACAUCCACACGUUUAUAUAUGAAUUUGAUUUUACAACACCCACAAUCUUUAGAUACAAAAGUGCGUAGGCAAUUUUAAACCAAAUUUAUAGGUUAACUAGAUUGGGUUUCUUUACACUAACCAAUCUGUGCUUUAUAAAUAAAUUGGGAAAAACAAAAACAAACUACUUUUAACACAGCUUCGAUUGCUUCACUUAUUCUGAGGACAUAAGUUGAAUCAUAACCUUUUAGUAUUUCGGUUAUUUGGAUACAGUAGUGUUGCUUCUUUGGAUUUCGGUGACGACAACCAUGGCAUCACCAGACGUUGGUAUGGUGUAUCAACCACCUUCUCAAAUAAGUCCUCAGAGUGGUAAUAUGACAACAUCAACUAAAGUGCUCAAUCUUUCGAGAGCCCAAGUCAACUUGGCUCAACCAGCAUAUGGUGCUUAUCCAACAUCAGUAUCCCCACAACAAUCCACUCCAACAAAUGCUUAUAAUUAUUCAACUCAACAAAGUCAAUCACCCUCAUUUUAUGCUUAUCCUAAUCAGACAGGAUUUGAUCAACCUGAUAGCAGCUUUAAUAAACCAGGUUUUCAAAAUUUUGCGCAACCUCAAGUUUUCACAAUUGGUUCUAAUCAAGCGUCUCAAAUGCAGCCAACUCAGUAUCAACAGCAAAUUCAACAGUCUCAGCAACCACAGCAGUAUCGAGUUAUUGCAACUCCUUUGCAAACUACAAACAUGGGGCAACUAAAUGCUUAUCCUGUAAGUCAGAGUAAUUCGCAACCUUCUUACAACGCUCAACCGAAUGUCAUUUAUUUCGGUCAGUCUGGACAAACGCAGCAACAAUUACCACUGCAACAACCUUACCAUCCAGAAACACAACAACAAAUAGGUCAGGUGAUAUAUGCAAGACCAGCCAGUCAGUCUUACGCUCCUCCAGGAACUGCCUAUCCAACUCAAGCACAAUUUACACAACAGCCUAACACAGGCACAUUAUCUUUUCAACCAACCAAUCAGCUGACACCUUCGUCCCAGCCAAUCACUAUUCAGCCCAAUCAUCAGGUUAAUCAAACAACCCAGCAGAAUUUUAAUCAGGCAUCAAGAUUCCAACACGUGUCAAAUCCUAUAUCAUCUUCACAAACUCCACAGUUCCAAGUGCAAAAUCAACAAGCUUAUUCUCAAAUUCAAUCAAAACCUCAACCAAUAGCCCAACCUUACACUUCACAAACUAAUUUUAAUCAGAUUGAACAUAAACCAGCACAAGUUGCACAUACCACUUGGAGUGCACAGACUAAUAAUAAUCAAGUGAUUGAUAACAGAGGAAAACAACAAUAUUACCAACAACAGCAACAACCAGUUCAAACUUAUCAACAAGUUCAAACUAAUCAAUUAAACACACAGAAUACUUUACCACCUAUUGUAUCUAGUCAAGGAUUUGAUCAACAAGUACCUAGACGUUUUCCUUCUGGUGAUCAGUCAAAACAAAUUAAGGUCAAAUCACUGCCAAUGCGUAAUUCAGUUAGCAUAGAUGGUAUUGACUCGUCUGGUCCACCACAGUUUGUUGUUCAUCCUGUAGGCCAACUAACCGUAGCAGAAGGUGAACCAGCUAAUAUAACUGCACGUGUACGUCCAGCUGGUGAUAGUACAUUAGUUGUUGAGUGGUAUAAAAAUGGCAAGCCAUUACCAGCAGCUUCUCGUUUCACAACGACUUUUGAUCGAGGCUACGCAGUACUUGAUUUUCUAUACAUGAAUGAAGAUGAUAACGGUGACUAUUCCUGUGUAGCAACGAACAGUCAAGGACAAGAUCAAUCAAGCAGUUGUCAUGUAACAAUUAUACCAGAAGAGGGAGUUGUCACUGAAACUCAAUUGCCAGAAGAAUCUAUGAUUGCAAAUCUAGCUAUGAUGGAAGAUCAUUUAGUAAGAAAUGGACUGGAUAGAGCUAAUCGUUAUCAUGACGAUAUACGUCCAACAAAUCCACCAAAUUUUCUUAAACCACUUGCACCACAAGUUGGUCUUCGUGAAUCAGCUCCAGCACAUUUCGAAACGUGUGUAGAACCCACAAAUGAUCCUUCAUUAACAGUUGAAUGGUAUAAAGAUGGCAAACCUGUUAGCAUGGGCUGUCGUUUUAAUGCUGUUUUGGACCGGGGAUUUGCUAUGUUAGAUAUUCAUUAUUGUUAUCCAGAAGACAAUGGAGCAUACUUCUGUGUAGCACGUAAUGCAGCAGGACAAGUACAAAGCAAUGUGGUUGAAUUACAAUGUAAUGCAGAUGAACAUAUUGUUACUAGUUCAGUAUUAUCGAAAGAAUCAAUUUCAUAUCUUCAAAGUUUGGAUGCUUGGGAAAGUGAUGCAAUGGCAGGUUAUGAUACAGUUAAAAGAGAUGAAGAAGAACCACCAUGUGCACCAUCAUUUGACAUUCUCCCAGUUGCUGUCACUGUCACUGAAGGUUCGCCAGCUAAAUUUAUUGUUAAAGCAGGUGGUUAUCCAAAGCCUAAAAUAUUCUGGUAUAUUAAUGGAGAAUUGAUAGCCUCAUCUGGAGGUGGCGGAAACUGGAGAAUAUUUCAAGAUGGUGGUAUUAGUAAUUUGGAAUUUCAUCGUGUUGGUACACCUGGUGAAUUACAUAUUAAAGCUGUUGCAAGAAAUAAUAUGGGUGAAGCUGCUGCUGAAACAAUAUUAAUUAUUGAACCACAAUUAGAUUUUCGACCAGAUCUACGUCAUGUUGAACCAGAAAAUCCAUUCAAAAAACUUGCACAAUUGAAAAAGGUAAAAUGUAGCGAUGAACUUUCAUCAGCUUUUCGUAAACCAAAGGCUCAAGCCCUUGAUUUACGACGUUUAGAACGAGAACUUGAAAAUCGUGGUCGAUCUGCUGCUGGUGUAGAUGUUGAAGAAACAGAAAAUCUCUAUUCACGUGUUCAAUCACAAUUACGUACUAAUAGACGUUCUAGUGUACCACCAAGAACACCACCACCUCCACAGCCUCAACCGCAGAAUAUUCAACCGAAUAAUGUUCAAUAUCAAAAACAAACAACAGCACCAAAUACACAACAGUAUCAGGCACAACAACAACAACAACAGCAACAACAUCAACAACAAAAUUUCCAACCUCCAGCAAUGCAAAAACCAACUCGGCCGCAAUUUCACGCUCCGGUACCACCACCACCACAACAACAACAACAGCCGAAUACAACAGUGGUCAGGUUGAAUGCAUCGCCUAAUCAACGUCCGGACCAGCCUUCACCGCCUGUACAAAUGUUUCAGCCAUUAACAAUUAGUCCACCUGGACAAACACAGACACCAGUUGAAUCACCACGGAAUAUUCCACCGCCUGCUCAGCCAACACCAACACCACCACCGCCACCACCACCUAUGGCGCCUGUUGCUCAAAAUGUGACAUUGCCUCCACCGCCAUCAUCGCCGUUAAUGUCACCACCGAUUGUGAAUUCUACUAAUUCAUAGGUUUUGUCAACACAGUAAGUUACUUAAAAUAGAUGCAUUUAUCUAUAACAGUAGAUUUUCUAAUCUUAUUCAUAGUUAGUUUCACUGAUUGGUAUUAUCAUUUGGCGAAAAGUCAUUUUAAGUAGUUUGUAAACUAACAUCGUGUAUUACCUUAAUCCUUAUCCUUAACCUUUACAUAUUUCUUCAUUAGUUUUACACUGAUUAUCUGUACAUCUAUACUUCAGUAGUUUUCAUUGCAUGUGUAUGAUAAGUAGUAUAAAGUGAUUUCUUCCAUAUUUCAAUUUUCUGAUGUCAUUGGUAUCAUCCUCAACAAUCAAAUUUAUCAACUCGCAUGAAUCUAUAUUUUUCUAUAGAAUAAUUCGACUUUUUUUUUCAUAGGUGUACAUUCAUCCAUUUUCAUCUUUCAUAUGUGUAGAUCCUUCUAUGUGUGUGUGUGUGGGGGUAUGUAUAUGUGCUUGUUUAUGCUUGUUCAUCUGAAUAUUGUAGAUUUAGAUAUUUUCAUCGUAGCUAUUUGUUAUUAUUUGUAAUUAUUAUUGUCGUUUAUUGGUGGUCAUUACUACUUAAUUAAUAUAAGUCGAGAUAAUAUCAAAUAGAUGCAUUGUAUCUAUGCAAAUUAUCCAAUCUAGAGGUAAUCUUUUGUUACUUAAUUAGAAUUUUAGUAAAGUUUAUUCAUUAGUUGACUAAGUGUACACUGAUGUCAAAUCUAAAACGAGGAUGAAACGACUAUUUAGUAUUUUUUAGUUUUCAAUAGUUUCAGAGGUGAUGUCCAUCUGUGGAAACAGAAUAUACUUCAUUUCAUUUAAAUGAAAAAUAAUCGAAAAUUUAUUAAUGGACAAGAAAGGUAGCUAAUUUUUAACACAAGAAUCAAUUAACCACUUUUUUUAUGAAUUUCAACUCAUUCAACACAAACAAUAACUCGUUAUCUAGUGCAUCCUACUUAUGCUGACAGAUAUAAGUAGUAUGUAGCAGCAGUCAGAAGUGGAAUAUCUAAAGGCGGAAGAUUGAGAAGAAUGAAUUGAAGAGAACAAAAAGGUAUCAGAGAUCAAUUGUAAUAACAACGGAAUUGAAAGAAUCGCGAAGCAUGUAAAAAAACAACUGAAGGAAGAUGUGCAAAUAAUGCACUCUGUAAUUUUGUAACAACACUUGGUUAAGUAUUGUUUCACUCUAUCAAAAACAGCUGCGGAUAAAGAAAGUGAACCUUUAAUUAAUGAAGUACAAAAGACUUGUGUUGUUAAGAAUAACUAUCAUGUCGUAUAGCUGACGGUACAUUAAAAGUUAUUUACUUUUCUGUAUCAAGAAUAACCAACUGUACAAUGAUGCAAUUCUCUGAUCCUUCACCUACUCAAAUGGCUUAUUCUGAUGCAGUCAGCGCAGACUUCACUAUUCAACUUUAAUUCAUUUUGUGACAAACACAAAAAUAAUAAAAUAAAACAGAACAGAACAAAACAUACUAGUGAAUCAUCAGUGCUUACCCAUAAUCAAUCAAAUAUUUAUAUUGGUUUCGAAAGAAUUCUAACAUUGUAAUCCCAGAUUACACUAAUCUUCAGUUUCAUUUUGCUCUAAUCAAUCAUUAAGCUUUUACAAACAGACAAAACUAAACAUAUUCUCAACAAUUGCAUUUGGCUUCAUGUAUGUCUUCCCCUUUUCACAACUAUCACUAAUAUUAUUAUUACUAUUAUCAUCAAUGCUGUAACCGGAUGAAUUCGCUAAAGCAUAUAACAUGACAUGAAUCCACUUAAAAAAAAAAUACAAAAAAUGCUAAAUUCAUUACAAAACAAGAUAGUUUACAUUCAACUACACUCUCUGAACAACAACUAGACAAUAUAUUGCAUGCAUAUUCACUCAAUUUAUCGUUUACGGUUCACUUUUUUUCCCCUCCAAUUACCUUUUCUCCAUCCGUCAACAGAACGAAACGAAAUGUUACAUUGUUUGUUGACAACAUUCAAUGGAUUCUAAUUUAAUUUAUUCAAAGUUUAUAUUUAUUUAUAUCUUAGAGAUGAAAGCAUUCAAACAAUCAAUCAACCAUUCAUUUAGUAUAGAUCACAUUCAUAUAUAUACCCUAUUCAAUUAUUAUUCUAUUCUGUUAUGUUUGUGUAUGUGCUUACAUUCUUCUUAAUAUAUCAAAAGAAAUAAAGAGUAUGAUUGUUUCCUUUGAUAAAAGUCAAGUGAAAGUAGAUGUAAACAUUAAUGGCUUAUUUUUUAUUUCUAUACUAAACUAGACUUUAGAUUCACAUUUCGUCUAGAAAAAAGAAAAGAAAAGAAAUGAUUAAAUGAAACUCUUUGUUAGUUAAACUAUAUUUCUUUUGCUAAUGAAUUUUGUAAACUGUCUAUUUUAGUUAGUGAAAACAUGCAAACAUACAUACAGAAUGAAGCAAACACAUUGAAAACCUUGAAUAUACAACAUUGACACUAGUUGGUAUUAGUUUCUAGUAUUUCAAUUGUCAUUGUUACCUACCAUCGUUUCCUGUUUCUUCAGUUUAUAUUCUGAUCAUUUAAUUUAGAUAUACAAUGUGUUUAUAUUUACCUGUUAAAUUAUUAUGGACAGAAAUAUCUGGGAAUUAUUGAUUUGAUUUGCAUGUACGUUGGCAAGAAAACGUAACACAUUUUAUACAUGUGUCAGUAUUGGGUUAUAUUGCUUUCAAUUUACUAAUAUUUGUAAGGUUUAUUGUAAUGCUUUUACCCUUCCCCCCCCCUUAUUCAAUUAAAAAUCAACAGUUUAGUUAUAAAAAAUGUUGACAUUUCUUUUCAAUGGAUUCUUUGUUGUUUUAAUAUUUGGAUAUAAAGAUUUACGGUAAAUAGGAAAGAAAAAUGCUUUAGAGGUCGCUUCAUAGUAUUUUUAGGGGGUUAACGGAAUUUGUUCAACCUAUAAGUUAGUUUUCAUUGUGGACUGGAAUGGGUUUGUAUAUCAUUAAGCAUUAGGAUGUAUAUAGUAGUUGUUUUGUUGGAGAUUGAACCUUUCCAGUAGCAACCAUUUCAUGAUCAUACAUAGAAUGAAACUAAGCGUUCAAAGCUCUUGCAACCACCAUGAUAUAUUCAAUCUACUGAUUGUAAUUAUUAAUAACUGAUAUUUUAUGAUGAUGUGACUACUAUUUGAUAUUAGUGAUGUUUGUUCCACUUCUGAAAUAAUCAUGCG
Molecule: messenger RNA, 6659 nt
Organism: Schistosoma rodhaini
Lineage: Eukaryota; Metazoa; Platyhelminthes; Trematoda; Strigeidida; Schistosomatidae
Source: the annotation of a GenBank genome assembly